CAGAACGCUAAUUUUUUUUUAGACACAGGAAAAAAAAAUACACCUUUUGUUUUAUAUUUGCUGAUGAAGCAAUGAUAGACUGUAUAUAGCAGCAGAUGUGUCUGAUACUGCAGUUCACUGAGUGGCCUCUGAUAAAGUCAAAAUGGGGAAGGUAAGUGUACAUUUUCAGCGUUUUGCUGAUACAGGCCAUUGAGGUAUCUAUGUUUGUUUAUAUUAAUUAAAUAUUGUAUACUGAGAUUAUUUGGGUGUAAAUUUAACCUCCUAAUAUGGCAAUUUGUACCAGUAAUUAAUGCAUUAGCUCCGUGUUAACAGAGUCUUUUUUCACAAAAAGAAUUUCACCAAAUUAAUUCCAAAUGGCAAAAUAGAGGCAAAUAAUAGCCAAGCUGUGACUAUAGCCAAGUUGGACAAUUUUUCCAACUUUUACCUAACUUUUGCUUUAAGAAUUAAUUUGCAAAAAUUCAGAGUUUAGUUAAUAACCCUGUAAAGUGUGAACAACACAUUUUAUGCCAAAACAACCAAAGUGAGAACAUUGACUUAGAGAAAUAUACCAGUAUAAUACAUUUUGAAAUUCACUUUAAAUUCUAAAACAAAUAUAACCAUAUUAGCUACUUAGUAUAUCAGUGAAUGCUGAUAUGUAGAUGUUGUAGAGCUGCUUAACUUUUGUCAUUAUUAAUGUGAUAAGAUUUGAAGUAAAAACCAGCAGGAAACAGCAAGUUGUCAGAUCUUGUAUAACAUAGCCAAUAUUUUUGAUAAGCUUUGCAAACGAUUUAAUACUUUUAAAAUUAUUUCAUAUUUUUUUAAAAAUUUGUAACAUUUUCAUAUGUUUUAUUUAUUGAUAUAUAUGUUAUGAAGGAUAUUUUUUUUUAUAUUUUAACAUUGUGAACAUUUUUUAUAUUGUUUAUACAAAAAAUAUUACAUAAUUUGAAAAAACCUACUCUAAAAUUAUUAAAUUUGUGCCUUAAUGGAUUGUGUAUUGAAUUAGUACAGAUGAGGAUUAACUACAGGGCUAGCCUACUUCUCGCACUCUAAGAAUUAACUAUAUUUUCGGAAGUAUAGUUUCCUACAUUACAAUUGUGGCAGCAGAUGGAGAGAGCUAUGGGUUUUGGAGAGAGGCUCCUAUAUGGUUCUACAAAAAAAUGUGAGAUAGAGCCCAAAGACUAGUAACGCUAUAACCUCAACAAAAUCUCAACAAACCUUUAAGUCAGCUUUUAAAGGGAAUCUGUAGUUCCCAAAAUAAAAUGUAUUUCAAGACUAUUUUAGCGACUUCUGUCCACCCCCUUUUCUGUGUUAAAACAGAAAAGGCACCGACCAAUCGGCUACCUUCUAUGUAAGAAGCACGCGGACUUCUUUUACAUUCUUAUCCAGUCCAGUGCUUCUCAUAGAGAAGCAUUUGAGACGAGAGAUGCAUGCACUACUCUGUGCAAGCAUGCUGUAUAAGAGGCAUUGAUUGAAGAAUCGAGUCUGAUUAUCUAUUGGCUUUCAUCUGGUGUUAGGGGGUGGUCAGGGACAGGGCUGUUUAGGGAUAUUUUAGGUGACUUAUUAAUAACAAUGUUUGCAACUAAAAUGUAACUUAGAACAAGAAAAAUGGUUCUUAUUUACAUAGACUGAUUUCUAACCCCAUCUAUUGUAGCUUAAAUACAUAUUUUUGGGAGAAUCAUUGCGGUGGAGCUCUAGUAUACACUCAGGAACAUCAACAAUUCGGAGCACCUAGAAAAGUGGGACAUUACAAUAGAAAAAAGAGAUAUAAAACAGGACCUCUUCUCCUAGAUAGGGACAAUUAGGAUGUAUGUUUUAUGUUAUUUAUAUGCUUGUUUAUUAAUGUAUUGGAGUCAACUCCUGUCUUGGGUGUUCAUUGAUGUAGCAUGUCAGCUCUCAGAUUCACAAGUAACAUCAUCCAAAAGGAAAAUUACAUUAAACUGUAUAAAAUGUUAAAAAUGUACCUACAACUGUGUCCUGUGUAGAAUAUAUGACCAUAGAAUAAGCUUUUAACCAUGUAGUUGAUGGAAAAUGCAUAAGGUAUAUGCUUUUUCUUGGCCUUGCCAUUGUUUUAAAAAUAUCUUAAAUCAUUAACUCCCAGAAUGAGGAUUUGUCUUUUAGCCCCUCUCCUUCGCUCAAAUAGAUAAGUAAUAUAUUUAAGUUUUAGGUCACCAUAGGCUCAGUCGAGUCAAUGCACCUCACUGAAUUAACCACUUGUCAGGCAUAUUGUUCAAAAACUCAUAUAGUAACAGCCAUACUCACAUAUGCAGGCAUAAAUACAUACACAAAUAUCAAAACAUACUCAUACAUUCAAACAUACAUACAUGCAACAAAUGCCAUUCCUGGUGUCCAGCGGGAAGUAAAGGGGUGAAGAAAGAAAGAUAAACAAAAGGAUUCAUUGUAAAAUCUUUUUUUUUCUAAACAGAGGCAGAUAUGAUUUAUUUACAAUUAUAUGUUUACACUCGUUGGCAAGGCAACAAUUAUUUUUAUAACUUAAAUAAUUAAAAAAAAGUCUGUCAGUUUUAAUUUUAUAUUGUUAUUGAUUUCUAAUAAGAGUAACAGAAAAGAAAGAAGUAAUGUACCAUUGAAAUGUAUCGGUAACGUUUAAUUUUCUGCAGAUCACAUUCUUCGAGGAUAAGAACUUCAAAGGUCGCUCAUAUGAGUGCAGCAAUGACAACACUGAUCUGCACUCCCACUUUACUCGUUGCAACUCCAUCAAAGUUGACAAUGGCUCUUGGAUGAUAUAUGAGCAGGCAAACAACAAAGGCCACCAGUAUUUUCUUAAAAAAGGAGAAUAUCCAGACUACCAACACUGGAACGGGUUCAAUGAUACCAUCAAUUCAUGUCACAUGAUCCCACUGGUCAGUUAAUUAAAUUAUCUAUAUAUUAAAAAAUAUAUAUUAUUUAGCAUGUGUUAAUGUGUUAACAGUCGACUGUUAGAUGACCAGACCAUACUUUUUGUGGGUUGAUUCACUAGAAAUGAGACCAGAAAUAUCUGAUUCAGAUAUUCUGUUUUGUUCAACUCUGCUGUUUUGGUCUAAUUUUGCAGUCAGUUCUCAUGUCACUGUUCAGAAUAAGGUUUAUUACAAAAUAAUCAGAACAUAUUGUUUGAAUUAAAAAAUUUUGAUAAUAUCACCAUGAAACAUCUCCCAAAGGUAGCAAAUAUUAUAUAAAACCAGUGUGCAUGAUAAGUGUUCUAGAAAAUAAUACUGUCAUGUUAACACCAUUAUUGUCCUCAUUUAUUAUAUAUUAUUGCUGCAAUCAUUUGUGUCUAUUAAUAUAUCGAUCAAAUAUGUAUGAACUGCAAUUGUUUUUGAUUAUAUUCAGACUAUGAGAUGGUCUACGAGAUUGGCUAUGUAUUCGUUCUUGGGUAAAAAGCCAGUACUUGCAACAAUAAUAUCCCAUAAUAUUCAGUAUAACAGGACUGCUACUUCUCUUACAUUUCUUCAUUCAUUCAUCCCAGUAAACACUACCUAGGAUUAAAAAAAAAAAAAACCUACCUAGGUUUGUAGUACAGAAAAAAUAUGUAAAAACAACAAAUGCUACAAUUGUAUCCAUCUAUGCUUGGUUAUGUGCAGAGAAAUACUGUGAACAUACCAUAGAAUUUUUUCCCUUUGAUUUGAGUAGACAGAAUUAAUGUUUUAGAAUAAAUUUGAUGGGCUAAUAUGUUCAUUAUUGUAGGAAAGGGUGUCUUUCUUGCCUCCCUAUCCCAUAGCUCUUACAUGUUAAAUAUGAGAGAUAGUGGUCGCAUGCAAAAACCGACCGGUACCUGCUAAAAAUUCCUGUAGUUUCUUCAGUAUUGCUGUUGACAUCUUGGUAGCCUACUGAUAUGAUUUCACCUCAUCCUCUCAGGAGCUUUGGAGAGUUGGUGCCACAGUUUCUCCACUUAUUGAUGAUGGUUUUUACAGUACUCCAUGGUACAUCCAGUGCCUUCAAUAUUCUUUUAUAUUUCUUUUCUGACUGGUACUUUUCAACAAUUUGCUACAAUUUGACAACUUUAUGUAGGCUGAAUGAAACCUGUGACAGGUUGAAUGCAACCCAAUACAUUAAAUCAAAUCCUACAGCAACACUUGGUUUUAAUCUCUGUUUAAUAAAAAUAUCUUUCAUUAAUGAUAAGUGUACCUAUAGGCAUGAUUUAGAAAGUUGUGUAUGUGGCAGUUUAGGGCUCAAACUGUUUUGGUGGGAUUGAAGAGGCAGCUCAACAAUCCUGUUUGGAGUCUCUCUAUUUCCUGGCAGAUGUAGAAUGCUUGUACAAAGAGGAGGGAGUAGUGCCUCGCAAUAUGUUCUGGUUGUAUAUGAUUUAGCAUGUUAUUGGUUUACUGUCUCCUCAUUAUUAUAUUUAGGAUUUUGUAAUUUAAUUGUUGGGGGGUUACUAAAAUUAUUUUGUAGGUUAAUUGCUGGGGGGUUACUAAUAAUUAUUUGUUUUUCUCUGCAUGUUUGCUGGAAGAUCACAUUAUACAUGGAAAAAGUCCAACAUUUACAUUGUAGUUAUUUAUGUCUGUAAGUUUUGAAAAUCUAUAAUUUCAUAAUGGUGUGUAGACUUUACAUAUCCACUGAAGAGAGAGAGAGAAUAUAAUCUUUUAAUAUGUAAAGGAACACUUUUAUAAGUGUGAUUAGUAUGCAUGACUCUUAUUCAAAUAUUCUUUCUCUAUAGCAUUCUGGGUCUUUCACAAUUAGACUGUAUGAAAAAGAGGACUUCAGAGGUCAGAUGAUGGAAUUCACUGAAGACUGCCCACAUGUCUACAAAGACUUCAAUUACCAUGACAUCCACUCCUGCAACGUACUUGAAGGUCAUUGGAUUUUCUAUGAAGAGCCCAACUACAAGGGACGCCAAUACUACCUGAGACCCGGUGAAUAUAGGAGAUUCAGUGACUGGGGUGCAUCCAAUGCUAGAGUUGGCUCCAUUAGAAGAGUUCAAGAUUUUUAUUAGAAAUGUAAACAUGUGCACCUCUGUAUUCCUAAGACCUGAUUAAAUACAGCAUUUUCCUUCCCAAAGAGUUUAUUUUCUUAAGAUAAGUAUAUUAUUACUUUAAUAACAUUCUAAAUAUCUUAUUCGAUCCAUG
Molecule: messenger RNA, 5039 nt
Organism: Pelobates cultripes (western spadefoot toad)
Lineage: Eukaryota; Metazoa; Chordata; Amphibia; Anura; Pelobatidae
Source: the annotation of a GenBank genome assembly